UGUUCUAUGACUCAAAAUAAUGAUAAUAACAACAACAACAACAACAUCAACAACAAUAGUAAUAAUAAUGGCAGACAAUAACGGAGAUCGCAACUCUAAUACAAUAGUUGAUGUUAUUAUGACUUACGGUGCAUCUCGCGGAUGCACAAGGCUUACGGCGCGACAAUAUGAACACGAUCACCCGAAUCAGCGGCAUCCUAACCCUUCCACGGUAAUUCCACUAGUGAACAGAGCUCGCAGUGGGGAUCUCAAAAGAAAACGAUCUAAGAGAGACCGCGAUGAAGACCCAUUAACAGUCACAGUGCUGGGAAUGGUUGCAAUGAAUUCUCACGUCAGUCAACGCGAAAUAACACGGGAAAUAAACAUUUCACGGUGGAAAUUUGGGCAAAUAUCGAAAAAAUUCCAUAUCCAUUCCUAUCAUAUUUCACUCCACCAAAAACUUACUGAUGAUGAUAAGGUUGCGCGGGUAGCAUUUUGUAGGUGGGCUCAGGAUCAAUUGGGCUGUGAUCCGAUGUUUUGUAACCGCAUAAUAUGUAGUGAUGAAGCAACAUUCCAAAAUACCGGGGAAUUAGAUAGGCAUAAUUGUCACUACUACUCGGACGUGAAUUCGCACUGGGUCUGACAACUUGACAAC
Messenger RNA from Athalia rosae (coleseed sawfly), 634 nucleotides. RefSeq lists its product as uncharacterized. The coding region runs from base 20 to 622 and encodes 200 amino acids. The transcript has a single exon. Gene Ontology annotation, molecular function: nucleic acid binding. The record is from RefSeq and is a predicted model, not a curated record. NCBI's taxonomy places the organism in Eukaryota, Metazoa, Arthropoda, Insecta, Hymenoptera, Athaliidae.